Messenger RNA from Radiomyces spectabilis, 954 nucleotides. RefSeq lists its product as uncharacterized. Gene Ontology annotation, molecular function: protein-L-histidine N-tele-methyltransferase activity. Gene Ontology annotation, biological process: peptidyl-histidine methylation, to form tele-methylhistidine. NCBI's taxonomy places the organism in Eukaryota, Fungi, Mucoromycota, Mucoromycetes, Mucorales, Radiomycetaceae. The transcript is spliced from 6 exons. Bases 1 to 954 code for a protein of 317 amino acids. The record is from RefSeq and is a predicted model, not a curated record.
AUGUUCAAGUUCAACUUUACCAGCCAAGAACUCGACAUUGACGAGACGGAAAAUCAAAAUCUUGAGACGUCGUUGAAUGAUUUAUCCUUGGAGGAAUCCUCGACUGACAAGAAAAUCCCUGCCCGGGAAUAUGAUAUUUCUAGCACAGGAUUGCCGAAUGUCAUUCAGGGCGAUGUCAUUCAGCUGCCAUCGCUUUCCCGACCACUUUACAAACGGAUGCUGGACGAUGUCAAGUUUCAAAUGGCACAGCAAGAUACGUUUGAUGAGGACAACGAUAAUGCAUGCUCCAAAGUCGUCUCUAUGCUUAAUCUAAGCGGCAACAGUGAUUUGGUGCGAGGUGUAUACGAAGGUGGUUUCAAAACAUGGGAAUGCUCUCUUGACCUGGUGGAAUUCUUGGCCCAGUUGCCAAGUCAUGAAAUUUGUGACAAGAAAAUUUUGGAAUUAGGCUGUGGAUCGGCUCUUCCAUCGUUGUAUCUGUUAUCAAGGGAUGAAAAGAAUAGAGUGGACGUUCAGGACUAUAACGAGGAAGCGAUACGCUACAUCACGAUACCCAACAUUCUCCUGAACACCGUGCUUUCGGUACAAGAUUCUACCUCGACCGAUCUGGUGGAGGACACGGGUGAUAUGGAAGAUUCGGAAUCAUCGUCCGAGGAAGAGGAAGAUGAAGAUGAAGCUCCUGAGGAAAAGGAUCAAAUUAUUGGCGAAUCCAGCGAAUGUGACGUGGAAGCCGAAAUCAAUUCUGAAAAGGUGCCUGAAAUGCUUGCACGCGUAAGCGAACGCACACGUGCAUUUGUAGGCGACUGGAGCAAUCUACCCACUCAACUCAAUGUUCCUGAAAUGGCGGAUAAAUACGACACCAUUGUUACCUCAGAAACCAUAUACAACGAACAUGCUCUGCCCGAUCUGGUGCGCGUCUUUCAAUAUGCUCUGAAGAAGCCAUCCGGAGUCGCGUAA